Messenger RNA from Diorhabda carinulata, 6677 nucleotides. RefSeq names its product TGF-beta receptor type-1 (gene babo). The transcript has 7 exons. Bases 260 to 1804 code for a protein of 514 amino acids. Gene Ontology annotation, molecular function: ATP binding; activin binding; activin receptor activity, type I. Gene Ontology annotation, biological process: nervous system development; cellular response to growth factor stimulus; activin receptor signaling pathway. The record is from RefSeq and is a predicted model, not a curated record. Lineage: Eukaryota; Metazoa; Arthropoda; Insecta; Coleoptera; Chrysomelidae. Gene Ontology annotation, cellular component: activin receptor complex; plasma membrane.
UGGUGGAUCAGAGAAAGUGGAAGUUGUUUAUGAAUUACUUAGUUUUAAAUAAACAGUGAGUUUAUUAAAUCGGUAUUCGGAGUUAAUUCGGUUAUUACCCGCUAACUUUAAUAAUCAAAUAAAUAAUUUGCAUAAAAUGUAUCAGAAGAUAAUGUCAACAAUUAAGUAAUUAAAGUCAUAAUGGCAAGCCAUUUUUAAUAAAAUACUUUUAUUGAAAUUUGUGAAUGUGAUUAAUUUUUAUUGUAAAUAUCCAAUCAGAAUGUGCGGUACUUUCAAGACAGCUUUACUUCUUUCUUGCUUUCUAUAUUUCUGUCAAAAUUUCAAUGAAAUUUUGGCUCUAAAAUGUAAGUGUGAUAUUUGCAAUAAAACAAAUUUCACAUGUGAAACUGAUGGGUACUGCUUUACAUCAACGUAUGUCAAAGGAGGGAAAGUGAAGUAUAGCUACAGGUGCUUGGGCACUCAAAGUAUUCCCGAAAUUAUCGUGCACACGAAUAGAAGUAUACAAUAUUGCAAUGAUAGCAUACAUGACGCGCAAAAUAAUCCAGAAUAUACCGCAAUGUCUUCGUACUGUUGUAACGAUAGAGAUUUUUGUAGCAAUAAUGUCUUGUCAUUCAUAACAGUCACUGAAAAAACAUCGACGGAAUUUACCUCUUUGGAAAUUGCUGCCGCAAUUGUCAUCCCCACUUUAAUAAUAUGCAUAAUUAUCGGAGCAGCAUACUUUUUCCAUACAUCCCAUCAGAGAAGAGGAAUGCAUCAUCAUCUAAAACACGUUGAUGAUAGUUUAGAAGCUCCCGAUCACCCGAUACUCAACAAAGGUGUUAGUUUGAAACACAUGAUUGAAAUGACGACUAGUGGAAGCGGCUCUGGUUUACCUCUUCUGGUUCAAAGAAGCAUAGCCCGACAAAUUCAACUAGUUGAAAUAAUCGGACAAGGAAGAUUCGGCGAAGUGUGGAAAGGAAGAUGGAGAGGAGAAAAUGUCGCUGUAAAGAUUUUCAGUUCCAGAGAAGAGAGAUCUUGGUUUCGAGAAGCUGAAAUAUACCAAACUGUUAUGUUACGUCACGAUAAUAUUCUCGGAUUUAUAGCAGCUGAUAACAAAGAUAAUGGUACUUGGACUCAACUGUGGUUAAUAACUGAUUACCAUGAACAUGGUUCUUUAUUCGACUUUCUUGGAAGAAACACCCUGGAUAGCAGCGGGAUGAUACACAUGGCGCUUUCAAUAGCAACCGGCCUUGCUCAUCUACAUAUGGACAUAAUGGGUACGCAAGGAAAACCCGCCAUAGCACACAGGGAUCUUAAAUCGAAGAAUAUUCUCGUCAAGUCGAAUGGUACUUGUGCUAUUGGUGAUUUAGGUUUAGCAGUACGACAUGAUGUAACUACAGAUACUGUUGACAUACCACUUAAUAACCGCGUAGGUACUAAGAGAUACAUGGCUCCAGAGGUCUUGGAUGAAACUAUGAAUAUAGAUCAGUUUGAUUCGUUUAAAAGGGCGGACGUAUAUGCGUUGGGUUUGAUAUUUUGGGAAAUCGCAAGACGUUGUAACGUAGGUGGUAUUUAUGAUGAAUACCAAUUACCAUUUUAUGAUGCUGUACCUCCUGAUCCUACGAUUGACGAAAUGAGAAGAGUCGUUUGUGUGGAUACGCAGAGACCAAAUAUUCCUAAUCGUUGGCAGAGUUGUGAAGCCUUGCAUGUAAUGUCCAAAUUGAUGAAAGAAUGUUGGUAUCAUAAUGCAACGGCGAGACUAACGGCGCUCAGGAUCAAAAAGACACUUUCAAAUUUCAGAGCAUCUGAAGAGUUAAAGAUGUAGUAUCGUACAUUGGUAAGUUGGGGUAUUUUUUUUUAAUUAGCAAAAAAAAUGUCAAUAUUUCAUUCGAGUGUAUCAGGACUUGAAAUAAGUUGGAGUGGAGUAAUUCAAUUAGUUAGAAUACUCUUCUCUCCUUUAUAAGCUGAUUUUCCUGGAACAGUAUCCGUCAUUAGGCUUCAGUUUCAGAUCUUUAGUGAGUAUACGUUGUAGAGAGCUACUUAAAAUUUGCGACGCCGAAUUGAGGUUCUUAAUUUUAGGAUAUCCUUUACAAACUACUACUCUAGUUGAAAUUGUAUCUGUCAAACUGUGUCAACUCAGUAAUGCAUUACUUUUAUAGCCAAUUCCAUAGCCGCAUCAAGGUCUUUAUGACAUCUCUAGAACAUAUUAGAACAAUCAAUGUCUUUCUAGAAUAUUAUAUGACCAUGGUCAUAAGAAAAACCAUAUCUCGUUAGAAUGUGUUGUUUUAAUAAAAGUAAAUUCAAAUGCUAUUUUGGUUUGUGUCAAUUAUUAAUUUAACUUUAAUAUCCUGUUUUUUUGUAGGUUGUUAGCGCUGGGAAGAAAGUAAUUGACGCCAUUGCAUCUUUGACUACUCGAGAGACUAUAUUCUUUUAUACUGAAGUAAUUUAAGUCUUUGUGUGCGCUAAAUAUUGUGUUUUUGUUGUAACAAUUAUCAAAUUCUGCCACAUUUUGUUGAUUCAUGAAGUUUUAUAGUGUAGAAAAUUUUCCUCGGUUAUACGUAACUGCCCUGUUCAUCUAUAAUUGUUUUUUCACUUAUGUUUGUUCACGUUUCUCAGUUAUUUAAGUUUAUACAUUAAUUCGUGAUUAGGGAUAUAUUCUCAUGACUCUCGACACCGCUAAUAUCUUUUCUAAUCCAAUUUAGGAUCAAUUUGAAAUUCGCUAAUUAUUCAUUGUUAUCAGAAUACAACUACCAAUUGAUUGGCAAUCAAAUUAUACUUAGAAAAAUUCUUUUUGGCCAUUUAUUAAUUUUAAAUGUUAAAUCUGUCCAAAAUUAAUAACAUGUUCCAACUUAUUUAUGAUUUUUUUAUAUUUCAGUGAUUAUAUCUUACAAAGGAUAUGUUUGAAUCGAUACAGGAACAAAUAAUUAUUGUGAAACACUUUUGUCAUAUCUUCUAGUAACCAAUGAUUUCAAAUUAUUGAAAAGUGGCAUUCUAACUAAAUAAUAUAAUUAAAAGAAAUAUUUUUGCACAUUGGUUUUCCUAGUGUUUUAAAAGUGUGAUAAUCAUAAAGUCAACUUCAUUAAUGGCUCAGGGAGAGAUUAAUUUGAAUAAAAAACAAAAACAUCAAAUCAAGGUUAUAGUAAGACAUUGUUGCCAAGUUAAAACAUCAUGAAUUUCGUAACAAGUGGAUUAAACAAUAAGAAAAUAUUGUCAAAUUGAUAUAAAAAAAUAUGUAUGUUAACUAAUGUUAAUUGAUAGUCACUGAGUUUUUUCUAAAUUUGAGGUGGUGUCGGAAUUAUGAAGAACUGAAAGAAAAUAAAUACAGAGUCGGACAUUGACAGUGGUUCAUUAUUUUACACUAUACGGGUUAUUUGUAAAAAGUUUCCAAUUUCUCAAUUUGAUUAACGACAUGAAACACGUGGAAUUUUUGGAACAGUUGUUGAUAUUCGUACUGAACACACUGUUUACACUACUAAUACACCAACACUACAAUUACACUAUGUGACGCGCGUUUCUCCAACAAAUUAAAUAGUUUAUCUUUAGUCUAUGAAGACGAUAACUUGGUUAUCGAAACGCGCAUCAAACAGUGUAAUUGUGAGUGUUGGUGUGUUCAAUACGUGCCCUACGACAUAUAUAGAGCACACAAUAGAUUGAAGAAAACAAUUUUCAUCAUUGUCCGACUCUGUAUUUAAUUAUCGAAUUAAUGUUGAUGCGAGAAAAAAAUUAAUAUAGUAUGUUACCAAUCGUUAUAUAUUUUUUGGUUAGACUGAUCUAAUAGGUAUUAUGGCAUGAAAAAAAAAUGAAUGACAUUAAUUGUACUUUUGUUUAUAAUUUAGGCAAAAAAAAUAACAACGAUGCUAAAAUUUAAUCACUUAUUUCCUUAACUAUAUAUAUUAUAUAGAAUUACUAAGUUGACAUGGUUUUUUUUUAAUUAUUGAUAUUGAAUUCUACCUUUAAUUGUUUGUCCGUACAAAGUGGUUCACUUAAAUUUGGCGAUGGUUAGCAAAUAUCUUGGUAUUAUUUGCGUUAUUAAAUGUUUAGUUAACGGAGGGUAGUAACAGAAAUAUAGGGCUUAGAGAAGCGAGGAGCAUUCAUUAAAAAACUUUUUACUACACUCCAAAAAUUCUUUGGAAGUCGAAAAGUUGAAGCACUUCACUAUUAAAUUUUGUUAUAAUAAAGGUGUGGGGACAAAAACAAAAAAUUCGUACAUAUCUAUUUGUACUUUACCCUAUGAAACACUAUAAUUACAAACAUUUUAUAUAAUUAAAUCCGUACUCAAUCGGCAGGCAUUUCUAAUUAUUCCUUUUAAAUGUUGCAUUAAAUUAUAAAAUACUUAAUCAGGAGUUUGCUCUAAAUUCUUCAUGUGUAGUUGCUUCCCAACUUUCAGAUUAUACGUUUCGUUCCAAAUUUUGCCAAAAAGGUUCCAUUGGCUUCGAUUAAAGCACAUUAGGAACAUUCCUAAACUUGUCAAUAAACAGAAUAUUAAACUCUGCAUAAUGAGUAGUUGCCAUAUCUAGCCAAAAAACAAAAUUUCCUUAAUGAACUGCAUUAAUCUAUAUCAAACACACUCUUUUUAAUAUAUUUUGGCGGUUACAGAAUUUCCAGGACAAAUGUAUACUGAAGAACGACCACGAGAAGAUACAUACUUCGUAUCAUUUUUUAUUUUCCUGCCCAAUAUUCGCAAACUGACUCUCAGUUUUCGUGAGCUUUCUUCUUUUUUGUGGCAUUUUUGUUUUUCUGCCUAAUUCUAAUUUUCUUCCAAUCAAAAUACUUGUCUCAACACGUCGACAGGAAUCUUAAUUUGUUUGUUCGACUAUUCCCGCUAUUCAAAGUGAUUUAUUUUAUUAUUUCAGUGACAAUUGAAACUUAUACACUUUUUUAAGCUAAUGGGAUCACUUCAAAGUAUAUAAGCUCUACUAUGGCUUGGUGGGGUCUUGUCCGGCGACAAACUUUCUAUGUCUGCUGCCCAUUUUCUUUUUAGUCUUUUACCGCCUUGUGGUUCUAUAAAUGGGUGGAGGAAAGUGUUUCCAUGGUUACCAAUGGUUCAUGAUAUUUCGUGCUUCGUUCUUUUAUAACAUUUUUGAAAAAACUGACGUUUAGUUCUUUAUGUAGGAUUAGGUUCGACAUCAGCUAUAAUGCGAAGUAUUUCGGACUGGCUUCUCUAUAUGAUGGCUACAUUUGAUUUAUUUGCACAACUCCAGAAUUCGAUCUUCGAUACCAUACAUCCAGAUAGGCUUGAUUGUAGUUUUAUGGAGAAGGAGCUUGCUUCCAAGUGUUAUUUUUUUACUAAUGUGUUAAUUCUAAUUUAAUUAUUCGUAGUCAUUCCAAUAUCUUCAUCAGGUGUUUCAUCAAAUCUUAUUUAUUGUAUUUUUCCAUUUCUUUAGUAUAUUUUUUAUACGCUUAUUUUCAACGCCGUUUUGUCGAAAAACUUGUUUGCCUCAUCAAAACUCAUCUUAGUGUGAAUAAUAUUGUAUUUCAAUUUUGAGCUAGACAAAAUUUACUGCCACUUGAAAUAUGGCGUCGUAGGCUACAGCCUGCUGGUAAAACCGCCACUGGUUCGAUACAAUACAUCCAGAUAGGCUUCAUUGUAGUUUUAUAGGGUAGGAGUUUGUUUUCAAGUAUUACUUGAAUUUUCUACCAAUUAGCCAAUAUAAAUAUUUUACUUUCAGAUCUAUUUGUUUGCGUUUUUUAUUAUAUGGUCUUUCCAUGUGAGCCUUGUGUCUAGGUGCGUUUAGAAGUAUUCCGUGUUAAUAACUUGUGGUAUUUGUACACUGUUCAUAUAAACAGAAUGUUACUGGUUUUUUCUUAGGCUUAUUUUGUAUCGUUUAUCUUGAUUUUCCAUUUGUUCGGCAACGUUUGAAUGUCACUUAAAUGUGUUUGUAGCAUCCUGGAAGUUGCAACUGGACUUUCAUUGCUUGGUGUAUCAUGCCCAUAUUGGUUCCAUUAUUUGUUGAUGGAUAUAAUAGUGGCCCCAAGACGCUCCUCUGUGGUACGCCUGUUCUAAUUGGAAGAUUAUUGAAAAUUCUUUUUCCAUUUUAAUAUAAUAAGCUAGUGUGCCAAACCUUGUCGAAUGUCUGGCUAACGUCCAAAAUCACUGAUUACAAAGUGAUUAACCGUAAACGAUCUUGAUUUUGUUCAUAAAACUUGGCAAUUAUUUUACAUCGUUAGUUUUUUUUUUUUUUAAUUUUCAUACAUGAAACUAAACUUCUAUCAGAGACGUUAUACUUAGAACAUUUGGCAACUGCACAUUUGGAAUGCAAAUUUCAUCUAGAAAUAAAUUUUAGAUACUUGAAAUGGUGAAUUUUUCCAUACUUAAAUCAUGGAAUAUAUGAUAUUGCGGUUUCUACUGAAUUUUCAUAUUCAUAUUAAUUGCCAUGUAAUGAGGUAAUUGUAUUUUAUAUUUUUAUAAAACUAGUCGACAAAUAUGUUGGAGUAUAAUAAAUUUAAAUUAUUUCUGUUGUUGGUACGGUAUUAUUUUAAGUGAAUCACACUGUAUAUUUAAUUAUGUAUUUUUUUGUAUAUAUAUAUUGUAAAUUAUUAUUAAAUAUUUAUGUUAUUUCUUUAUACACCAUUUGAUGUUCCUUUUUUUAUUGGAAAAAAGUUGAAUUCGCUCUGUUACAUUUUAGUCAGAAAUCAUUAGAAAUGUUUAUUUUAUGAUAUCCAACAGCAAAAUAGAAACUAUGAUAAUUGAAUAUAAA